CAGCCUCUCCACAGCGGCAGGUCUCUUUACGUCACCACCAGUCUGGCAAGGACGGCAAUCGGCGGGAGUUUUUCAAAAUGGGAGCGCAGAGGCGCCGCCCAGGUCUCGGAAGGUGCCCGGGAGGCCAUUCGGUAGCCGUGCAGCCGUCGCCAGGAGCGGCGGCCUAGAGAGCCAAGUCUGAUGGGCGCCAAGACCGGCUGGCUGCUUGGAGCGCUGCCUAGAAGGGACUGCGUGAAGGAAGCUAAUCUGGGGAGCACAGGCCUGAGCCUGGAAAUAUGGCGACCUGCAUCGGGGAGAAGAUCGAGGAUUUUAAAGUUGGCAGUCUGCUUGGUAAAGGAUCAUUUGCUGGUGUUUACAGAGCUGAGUCCGUUCACACUGGUUUGGAAGUUGCAAUCAAAAUGAUAGAUAAAAAAGCCAUGUACAAAGCUGGAAUGGUACAGAGAGUCCAAAAUGAGGUGAAAAUACAUUGCCAAUUGAAACAUCCUUCUAUCUUAGAGUUGUAUAACUAUUUUGAAGAUAACAAUUAUGUAUAUCUAGUAUUAGAAAUGUGCCAUAAUGGAGAAAUGAACAGGUAUCUAAAGAACAGAAUGAAACCGUUCUCAGAAAAUGAAGCUCGACACUUCAUGCACCAGAUCAUCACAGGAAUGUUGUAUCUCCAUUCUCAUGGUAUAUUACACCGGGACCUCACACUUUCUAACCUCUUACUUACACGUAAUAUGAACAUCAAGAUUGCUGAUUUUGGGCUGGCAACUCAAUUGAAAAUGCCACAUGAAAAGCACUAUACAUUAUGUGGAACUCCUAAUUACAUUUCACCAGAAAUUGCAACUCGAAGUGCACAUGGACUUGAAUCUGAUGUUUGGUCCUUGGGCUGUAUGUUUUAUACGUUGCUUAUUGGGAGACCACCAUUUGACACUGACACAGUCAAGAACACAUUAAAUAAAGUAGUAUUGGCAGAUUAUGAAAUGCCAACUUUUUUGACAAGAGAGGCCAAGGACCUUAUUCACCAGUUACUUCGUAGAAAUCCAGCAGAUCGUUUAAGUUUGUCUUCAGUAUUAGACCAUCCUUUUAUGUCCCGAAAUUCUUCAACAAAAAGUAAAGAUUUAGGAACUGUAGAAGACUCCAUUGACAGUGGACAUGCCACAAUUUCUACUGCAAUUACAGCUUCUUCCAGUACCAGUAUAAGUGGUAGUUUAUUUGACAGAAGACGACUUUUGAUUGGUCAGCCACUCCCAAAUAAAAUGACUAUUUUUCCAAAGAAUAAAAAUACAAGCGAUUUUUCUUCUUCAGGAGAUGGAAGCAGUUUUUAUACUCAGUGGGGAAACCAAGAACAAGAAACCAGUAAUAGUGGAAGGGGAAGAGUAAUCCAGGAUGCAGAAGAAAGGCCACACUCUCGAUACCUUCGCAGAGCCCAUUCCUCUGAUAGAUCUGGCACUUUUAAUAGUCAGUCUCGAGCAAAAACAAAUACAAUGGAACGAUGUCACUCAGUUGAAAUGCUGUCAAAAUCCAAAAGAUCAGGAGUAGACGAAGAAAGAUACUCACCUACAAACAGCAAUGUCAAUGUUUUUCACUUCUUUAAGGAAAAGACAUGCAAUAGUUCUGGAUCUUUUGAAAGACCUGAUAAUGAUCAAGCACUCUCCAAUCAUCUUGGUCCAGGAAAAACUCCUUUUCCAUUUCCAGACCAGAAAUCACAGACUGAAAUGGUGCAACAGUGGUUUGGGAAUCUGCAAAUAAAGGCUCAUUUAAGAGAAACUGCCGAGCACAACAGCAUUAGCCCAAACAGAGAUUUCCAGGGCCAUCCAGAUUUGCAGGACAGAUCAAGAAAUGCUUGCACUGAUACACGAGCCAAAAAGAGCCCCGAUGCUUCUGAUAAUGUGCAUUCUACAAAACAGCUGAAUACCAUGAAAUAUAUGACUGCAUUUCAAAGUAAACCUGAGAUAAUUCAACAAGAAUCUAUUUUUGACUCAGAUCCUCUUUCUGAACAAAGCAAGACUAGGGGUAUGGAGCCACCAUUGGGUUAUCAGAAACGUACAUUACGAAGCAUUACAUCUCCUUUGACUGCUUACAGGUUAAAACCAAUUAGACAGAAAACGAAAAAGGCUGUGGUUAGUAUACUUGAUUCAGAGGAGGUAUGUGUGGAGCUUCUAAAGGAACAUACAUCUCAAGAAUAUGUGAAAGAAGUUCUUCAAAUAUCUAGUGACGGAAACAUGAUCACUAUUUAUUAUCCAAAUGAUGGAAGAGGUUUUCCUCUUGCUGAUAGACCACCGUCCCCUACUGACAACAUCAGUAGGUAUAGCUUUGACAAUUUACCAGAGAAGUACUGGCGAAAAUAUCAGUAUGCUUCCAGAUUUGUACACCUUGUAAGAUCUAAGUCACCCAAAAUCACUUAUUUUACAAAAUAUGCUAAAUGCAUUUUGAUGGAGAAUUCCCCUGGUGCUGAUUUUGAGGUCUGGUUUUAUGAUGGAGCAAAGAUACACAAAACCGAAGAUUUAACUCAGGUGAUUGAAAAGACAGGGAAAUCUUAUACGUUAAAAGGUGAAAGUGAAAUUAAUAGCUUGAAAAGGGAAAUAAAAAUGUAUAUGGACCAUGCAAAUGAGGGCCAUCAUAUUUGCUUAGCACUGGAAUCAAUAAUUUCAGAAGAGGAAAAGAAAAGUGGAAGUGCUCCAUUUUUCCCAAUAAUCAUAGGAAGAAAACCUGGUAUUACUAGUUCACCUAAGACCUUAUCACCUCUUCCUUCUGUGGAUCCAAACUACUUGAUGAGGGAGAAAGCAUCUUUGAGUAAAAUGGGCAUAAAUAGUGCUGCUUCUUCAAAACAGGCACCAAUAUUUAAUCCUUCUAUGGUUACAAAUGAAGGACAUGGCCUUACAGCUGCAGCUUCUGGAACAAACAUCCCUUCUAGUAGUCUAAAAGAUUGUCUUCCUAAAUCAGCACAACUUUUGAAAUCUGUUUUUGUGAAAAACGUUGGUUGGGCUACACAGUUAACUAGUGGAGCUGUGUGGGUUCAGUUCAAUGAUGGGUCCCAGUUGGUUGUGCAAGCAGGAGUGUCUUCCAUCAGUUACACAUCACCAAAUGGUCAAACAACUAGGUAUGGAGAAAAUGAAAAACUACCAGAAUACAUCAAACAGAAAUUGCAGUGUCUUUCUUCCAUCCUUUUGAUGUUUUCUAAUCCAAAUCCUAAUUUUGAAUGAUUAAAGCUCGUUUUAGAUAUUUUAAGUCUAAUAAAUAACUUUGUUGGCUUUCAAGUAAAGUGACUUUUUUUAUUUAAUAUAAAUAAAGCCUUUCAGAAAGCCUUUCUGUAAAAGACAAUUUUAAUCUGUACCAUAAUGGAUAUAACCUAAUGAAAAAACAAAGCAGAAUAAAACUUAUAAAUAUGAACUGGUUAUAGAUUAAAAUAGUAUGCCUGACUUUGCUUUUAGAACAAAUGCCCCCAAACUUUGUGUUCAUAUGUUUGUAUUGAACAGUCUUUUAAAAACAAAAAUAUGAAUGGUGUGUGGUAUAUUUAUGCUUUUUUUUAUUGUUUUCCCUACUUCUCAGACAUGUUGAGAAUCAUGGAAAAAACAUGCUGGAGUUUUUGAAUAUUUGAACAUGUAAAUGUGUAUUUAUGUUAUAAGUAACAUAUGUAAACAUGUAUAUUUGUUUUAUAUUUAUUUUUGUAGCACCAGUUUCUAAUGAAACAUUUGUGAAAAUGCAUUUUAUAAAAAAAUAAUAAAUACAGUAAUAAAUUGCUUUAUCUUUUGAUUCAUUUAAUUAAAAACAUUUUAAAGUAAAUUACUAGUAAAUUCAUUUAAAAAUUUUGUUGCCUGUUUAGGAACCAGUUAAAUUUUUAGAAUUAAUUUUGCAAAUAAUAAAUACAUUGUUUCUCUAACUUUAUCUAAAAAUAUCUGUAUAUUUUAAUGACAAACAUUUUAACAACGUAGAACUUAAUGCAAUGAUUAAGAUGAAGAAAAAGAAUGGUAGUGGAAUAGCCAUUCAUAAUGAAAUACUCAAGGUAAAAUAGGACUGGAAUAAACUUAUGUAA
Molecule: messenger RNA, 4015 nt
Organism: Acinonyx jubatus (cheetah)
Lineage: Eukaryota; Metazoa; Chordata; Mammalia; Carnivora; Felidae
Gene: PLK4
Product: polo like kinase 4
Exons: 16
Coding region: 276-3185 (969 amino acids)
Biological process (GO): protein phosphorylation
Molecular function (GO): ATP binding; protein kinase activity; protein binding
Source: RefSeq, a predicted model, not a curated record